CUCUCCGCUCUGGGAGCUGCUUUGUGUUGGGUGAGUAACUUCUGCGUUACAGCGGGAAACUCCGGCGUGCGCUGUCUCUCCGGCAGUAUGGAGCCCGGCGAGCAGCGGUGAGGAGUGUACGGAGCGCGAGAGAUGACGAUGGGAACUAUGAACUGCAGCGAGCGCACCGACGUGCUGGCCGGCUCGCCCCGCACCUCGGCGGCGAUGUUCGCGGCGGGGGUUCUGGGGAACGUGGUGGCUCUCGUGCUGCUGGAGGUCCGGCGGAGGAAGCAGAGCGCCUCUCUGUUCCAGUUGCUCGUGACCGCGAUGGUCAUCACCGACCUGCUGGGCACUUUCUCGGUCAGCCCGCUGGUCAUCACCGCGUACGCGCAGAACCGCUCCCUGCUGGGUAUGAGCGGAACGCGCGCCGUGUGCGCGCACUUCGGCUUCUCCAUGACCUUCUUCAGCCUGGUGACGCUGGCCUUGUUGCUGGGCAUGGCCGUGGAGCGCUGGCUCGCCAUCGGACACCCGUACCUGUACGAGAGGCGCGUGAGCAUGCGCUGCGGCUACGUGCUCCUGCCCGUGGUCUACCUGGCGUGCGCGCUCUUCUGCCUCGCGCCCUUACUGGACGACUGCUUCGGCAGGUACGUGCAGUACUGCCCGGGCACGUGGUGCUUCAUCGACCUAAGCUCGAGGAGACCGGGACAUAUAGCCUAUAAGAGCGUGUACGCCUCGUGCCUGCUGAUCAUGAUCGCGUGCACCGUGCUGUGCAACGCCUCGGUCAGCUACCACCUGCUGCUCAUGCACCGCCGCAGCAAGGCCAACCGCAGCUCCUUCAGGAGGUUCAGGGGGCAGCGCUCCCUCUCCAUCACGGAGGAGGUGGAGCACCUGGUGCUGCUGGGCUUCAUGACCAUCGCCUUCGUCAUCUGCUCUCUUCCUUUAGUGAUCCGUGUGUAUAUGAACUCAAGUGACAAUGCGAUGGACCUCAAAGCUAUGCUGUUGCUGUCCGUGAACCCAAUCAUUGACCCCUGGGUCUACAUUAUCCUCAGUCCACCAGUACCCCGCCUGCUCUGGGGAAUGGUGUGUAAAGUCUUCAGAUCCCAGUCGACCCGGGAAAAGAUACUGAACACACACACGCAGACAGAGUCCUGGUCGUCCAACCCACCCAUAGAGCUGCAGAAAUGAAAGCUCAGCCACUGUGAAAGAGGACCUGAAUAGAAUACACCCCAUGAGGGAUCUGUAAGGCCGUCAGUGGGACCUUCUAAAGGACUCCCUACCAGGCCUUGUGCAGGAUCAUCCGCAGUACCUUUUACAGGACGAGAUGGCCUGCAAGAUAGUCUAAAGGACUGUCCAAAACACCACCUGCAGGACAGUCUAUAGGACUGUGUAACAGGACUACCUGCAGGAGUGUUGACAGGACUGUAUCAGACAGACAAGCACACAUGUAGAAUCAUCUACAGGAUUAUUUAAAAGGCUGCUGCAACACCAUCAAUAGACCACCAAUAUAAGCAUAGGUUAACCGGGCCAUCCACAGGACCCUCUGGACUACCAGCUACAAGAAUACACCCUCCGCAAGACCAUCUUGAGGACU
Molecule: messenger RNA, 1570 nt
Organism: Astyanax mexicanus (Mexican tetra)
Lineage: Eukaryota; Metazoa; Chordata; Actinopteri; Characiformes; Acestrorhamphidae
Gene: ptger2b
Product: prostaglandin E receptor 2b (subtype EP2)
Exons: 2
Coding region: 133-1164 (343 amino acids)
Biological process (GO): cellular response to prostaglandin E stimulus; adenylate cyclase-activating G protein-coupled receptor signaling pathway; positive regulation of cytosolic calcium ion concentration
Cellular component (GO): plasma membrane
Molecular function (GO): prostaglandin E receptor activity
Source: RefSeq, a predicted model, not a curated record